AUGAAGGCGCUAUAUAUAUAUAUGCCGACCAUUACCAUUAUUAUUUCUCCACAGGUCUGGUCUGGUUUGCAUCCAGAAUGUGAAUACAUCUUCCACCUGGAGAAAGAGAGGCUUCAGUGUCUGAGGGAGAUAUCAGAGCACGAGAAUGACAGCGAUACAGGCUGCCCCCCACUGUGGGACUCUGUCACGUGCUGGCCGAGCGCUGUGAUUGGCCAAACCAUCCGCUCUCCCUGCCCUCUGGUCUUCUCCUUCUUCCACAACAGUACAGGGGCGGUUAGCCGAAACUGCACGGACGCCGGCUGGUCGUGGCCACACCCUCCGUAUCACAUCGCCUGCAGUGUGGAGGGCCACAUUCCAGAGGAGUCGUACUUCAGCGCAGUGAUGAGGGUUUACACGGUGGGGUACAGCUCCUCACUGGUGGCUCUGGUCAUCGCUGUGGCCAUCCUACUGCAUUUCAGGAGGCUCCGUUGUGGGCGUAAUCACAUCCACGUCCAGCUCUUCCUCUCCUUCAUCCUGAAGGCUGUGGCUGUGCUCGUGAAGGACGCCGCCCUUUUCUCCAGCAAUGACAUUGACCACUGCAGCCUCUCAACUGUGACGUGUAAGGCCUCGGUGGUGUUCUGCCAUUACUGUGUGAUGACCAACUUCUUCUGGCUGCUGGUGGAGGGGCUGUACCUCAACACGCUGCUGCUGUCCUCCCUGCACCACCUGCUCUGCUGCUUCGCCCUGCUGGGCUGGGGGGUUCCUGUAGUUUUCACCGUCCUGUGGAUUGUAUUUCGGGUUUAUUUUGAGGACACAGAGUGUUGGGAUGUUAAUGAAGACUCUCCGUACUGGUGGAUCAUAAAAGGGCCCAUCGUCGUGUCUAUUGGGGUAAACUUUGUCCUGUUCCUGAACAUCAUUAGGAUCCUGGGACAGAAGUUGAACCCACGUCUGAUUCACUUCAACAACUCUUCACACUACCGGCGAUUGGCCCGGGCCACUCUGCUGCUGAUACCCCUGUUUGGGACGCACUACAUGGUGUUCACCUUCCUGCCCGAACACCUGGGCGUGGGCUUGCGGCUCUACAUCGAGCUCUGCUUUGGAUCCUUCCAGGGCCUUAUUGUAGCUGUGCUGUACUGCUUUCUCAACAAGGAGGUUCAGACGGAGGUGCGGGUGAUGUGUCUCCGGUGGUGGGAGCGCAGCUACGGGGCGGUGCCACCAGGAGCCAAGGGCAGUCAGAUGGACACACCCCAAAUGGACACACCCUUCUAACCCCCUGGAUUUUUUCUUUCACCCAAGAAGCACGUCUCCCUCUGUUUUUCGCCAUUACAUUACAUCUAGUUGGCAGAAGCUUUCAUCAAAAGCCAUGUACAAUGACUACAUACUGAAGGUCAUUAGAACAACUACAAAACAGGUAGUUUGGAUGAGGUACAAUUCACAUACUGCGUCAGUUGUCUACCUGCCAUGAACAUUCAAGUCUAGUACACAUAGUAAGUAGGCCAAGCCGGUCAGUAAUAAGGUAGGCAACUACAGCACCUAGAUGAAUACAAAUACAAAUGCAAAUGUGACAGUCCUAGAUUAAAAUAUGAAGUUCAAGAGGGCUAGAAGACGAGCAGUUAGCCUGUUAGCACUCGCUCUCCUGAACUGGUUGCCUGUUAGCACUCGCUCUCCUGAACUGGUAGCCUGUUAGCACUCACUAACUCACCUGAACUGGUAGCCUGUUAGCACUCACUCUCCUGAACUGGUAGCCUGUUAGCACUCGCUCUCCUGAACUGGUUGCCUGUUAGCACUCGCUCUCCUGAACUGGUAGCCUGUUAGCACUCACUCACCUGAACCGGUUGCCUAUUAGCACUCACUCACCUGAACUGGUAGCCUAUUAGCACUCACUGACUCACCUGAACUGGUAGCCUGUUAGCACUGACUCAUCUGAACUGGUAGCCUGUUAGCACUCACUGACUCACCUGAACUGGUAGCCUGUUCGCACUGACUCAUCUGAACUGGUAGCCU
Messenger RNA from Conger conger (European conger), 1983 nucleotides. RefSeq names its product growth hormone releasing hormone receptor, like (gene ghrhrl). The record is from RefSeq and is a predicted model, not a curated record. The transcript is spliced from 12 exons. Gene Ontology annotation, cellular component: plasma membrane. Gene Ontology annotation, molecular function: vasoactive intestinal polypeptide receptor activity; G protein-coupled peptide receptor activity; peptide hormone binding. The coding region runs from base 1 to 1248 and encodes 415 amino acids. Lineage: Eukaryota; Metazoa; Chordata; Actinopteri; Anguilliformes; Congridae. Gene Ontology annotation, biological process: positive regulation of cell population proliferation; adenylate cyclase-activating G protein-coupled receptor signaling pathway; cell surface receptor signaling pathway.